This is a messenger RNA of Schistosoma turkestanicum, 619 nucleotides long. The record is from the annotation of a GenBank genome assembly. Lineage: Eukaryota; Metazoa; Platyhelminthes; Trematoda; Strigeidida; Schistosomatidae.
UGUCCUUCAAAAAGAUAGUAUAAAUUGGUCUACUGAGUUUAUUUUCACAAACUGAUAGACAACGAUGUUGAUAUAUUCAACUCUAAUUAUCGCUGUACUCAUGUGUUCAUCGGCAAACGCCGCAGACAAAGCAAAUGGUUUGAUAAUACGAAAGUGUUUAAAAUUAUUCAGUGGAACUUUUCGUGGACAAUGGAUUGAUAUUUGUGAAAGCAAUCCAAAUAUGUUUUUCUGUCUAGCUAGGAUCCUGAAAUCAGCGUGUGCACCCAAUAUUAACAAAUAUAUGAAUCCAGAUCAAUGGAUAUUAUUUUCUGGGAGAAACUUUGCAGGAAGAUGUACUGUUAUUAAACAUGGGUAUUGUGUUCGACGCAUAAAUCACCCAGUUCGCUCCAUAUUAGCAUGGAGUUAUGGUGACCCUGACAGAAAUUUGAGAAGAUGUUUGAACGCGAGGACAGACGUAUACCCAGUGAGCCUUGUUGAUAAAAUGAACACUGAUAAUGUUGACGAAGAGUAACGAGGAAUGUCUCGUAGUUUGACUGAUGAAUUUAUAGCAUCAAUGCGCUAUGUAUUAGAUUUCAUUGAUAAUCCUUUAAAUACAAGUUGUUCUUUUGUGUUCUUUUCA